UGGAAGCCCCGGAGCGCGGCCUUUCUGCCCCGGGCCCACCCCUCGGCUGCGCUGAUUGGCCGCUCCUGGGCCAUCCCCUCCCGCCCGGGGCAGGCAGGGUCUCUACCCCGCGGAAAGUUUUCUGAGCCAGGAGGAAGUUGGAGGGUUGGGGAUUCUGAGAAGGCUGCUCCUGCAGCUGCGGGGGUCUGGGUGGCCAUGGAGGAGCCCCCUUUGCGACAGGAGGAGGAAGAAGAGGAGGAGGAAGGGGACGAGGCUGGGCCCGAAGGGGCUUUGGGCAAGAGCCCCUUCCAGCUGACGACCGAGGACGUGUAUGACAUCUCCUACGUGAUGGGCCGCGAGCUGAUGGCCCUGGGCAGCGAUCCCCGGGUGACACAGCUGCAGUUCAAGAUCGUCCGCGUCCUGGAGAUGCUGGAGACGCUGGUGAAUGAGGGCAACCUGACGGUGGAGGAGCUGAGGAUGGAGAGGGACAACCUGAGGAAGGAGGUGGAGGGGCUGCGGACAGAGGGCUCGGCGGCCGGCGGGCAGGUAAACCUGGGGCCGGACAAAAUGGUGGUUGACCUGACAGAUCCCAACCGACCACGCUUCACUCUCCAAGAGCUGCGGGACGUGCUCCAGGAGCGCAACAAGCUCAAGUCCCAGCUGCUGGUGGUGCAGGAAGAGCUGCAGUGUUAUAAGAGUGGUCUGAUUCCACCAAGAGAAGGCCCAGGAGGAAGAAGAGAAAACGAUGCCCUUGUCGCCAAGACCAGCAAGACCAGCAGUAACAAGGAGGAGAAGACAAUCAUAAGGAAGCUGUUCUCUUUCCGAUCGGAGAAGCAGAUGUAGCUCGAAAGCCCCGACUAAGACAGAGGUUCUUGGACUCACGAAGGCAAUGCACCAAGACUUCCAAACUCAUCUCUCAGUUUUUCCAAACUCGGCCAUCUCUCACUGGCACCCCCCAGUGCCACGCAUACUCACUGUACUUGCUCAUCUGUUUCCCCUGAAAGCCACCAAGGAGGAAGGAGAUGAGGCUCUCUCAUGAUAAUUUUUUCCCUGGCCUCAGAACUGGACACCCCUGAAGCCUCGGCCAAGGCUGGGGAAGCAGCACAAAGAAAUCAAGAAAGCAGAAGGCAAGCAAAAUGAGGCCCACUUCCUGCUGCUCACCAGCCGUCCAGAGGGACCUCCAGUGUGCAGGUGUGCGCUCUGCCUGUCUGGUCUCACGAUGACCUGGGUCUUUACCACGUAGUAGCAGCGAAAGUCGUGAGCCCAAAGGGAGAGGGGAGGAGAGAAUGCAGGAAAAAAUGGUAUUGACAUUCCAGUGAUGAUUUCACAGAUAUUUAGUGAACAUUCGGUUUUGCUAACAUGACUUUCUUUACAUGAUUUUGUAUUAAAGUGAAAUGACUUUUAUACUUUC
Callorhinus ursinus (northern fur seal) is the source of this 1390-nucleotide messenger RNA. RefSeq names its product Rab interacting lysosomal protein like 2 (gene RILPL2). Lineage: Eukaryota; Metazoa; Chordata; Mammalia; Carnivora; Otariidae. The record is from RefSeq and is a predicted model, not a curated record. Gene Ontology annotation, molecular function: small GTPase binding; dynein light intermediate chain binding; protein dimerization activity. Gene Ontology annotation, cellular component: ciliary basal body; cytoplasm. Gene Ontology annotation, biological process: cilium assembly.